AUGUCGACGAUGUCGUCGGAGCGAUGGGGAGCGUUCCUCAGGAAUGAGGAUAAAAACCAAAUGAAUCGGUGGCACGCGCCGCGAUUGGUCGCCGUCCCGGUGCUCGUCACUUACCCCGAAAAUCGGCUCGGAUUCCGGGAAACGGUACCGAGAGGCUCUCUCGCGCCCCGCGUCUCCCCCCCCGGGGUAACUCCCCUUUUACUUCUUACCACCGCCAUAUUUUGUUUACACCGCGCACACCGCGCCGCACACUGUCGGUCGAUUGCCCGAUCGCUCGCUCGCUCGCACGGAUUACAACGACAGGUUACAGCGCUGCCGCCGAUCGAGUUGGACGGCAGCAGCAGCGGCGGCGAGGACGAGGACCAGACCCCGGGACGAAGAGACAGAGAUUCACCGGCGGGACCAAGACCAGGCCCCCGCGACACCACACCACACCACACCACACCACACCACACCACACCACACACGUGUGACUCGAUAGAUCCGACACAGUGCCAUCGUCGUCGUGCAGUGUCGCGACGUGGUGAGGCAGGUCGCGGCGGUCACGUCGCUCGUCGAACGGCAAGAUGAGGCCCG
Molecule: messenger RNA, 576 nt
Organism: Cyphomyrmex costatus
Lineage: Eukaryota; Metazoa; Arthropoda; Insecta; Hymenoptera; Formicidae
Exons: 2
Coding region: 1-570 (189 amino acids)
Source: RefSeq, a predicted model, not a curated record